Callorhinchus milii (elephant shark) is the source of this 2194-nucleotide messenger RNA. RefSeq names its product regulation of nuclear pre-mRNA domain-containing protein 1B. Gene Ontology annotation, biological process: mRNA 3'-end processing. Gene Ontology annotation, cellular component: RNA polymerase II, holoenzyme. The transcript is spliced from 8 exons. The coding region runs from base 76 to 1215 and encodes 379 amino acids. NCBI's taxonomy places the organism in Eukaryota, Metazoa, Chordata, Chondrichthyes, Chimaeriformes, Callorhinchidae. Gene Ontology annotation, molecular function: RNA polymerase II C-terminal domain binding. The record is from RefSeq and is a predicted model, not a curated record.
CACACACUCACACACACACACACACCCCCACACACACACACCCGCUGAGCUGAGGCACCGGCGGUCGCGCAGGACAUGUCCUCCUUCUCGGAAUCGGCGCUGGAGAAGAAGCUGUCGGAGCUGAGCAACUCCCAGCAGAGCGUCCAGACCCUCUCGCUGUGGCUCAUCCACCACAGAAAGCACGCCGGCACCAUCGUGCACGUCUGGCACCGGGAGCUGAGGAAAGCUAAACCCAGUAGGAAGUUGACGUUCAUCUACCUGGCUAAUGAUGUCAUUCAGAACAGUAAGAGGAAAGGUCCUGAAUUCACCAAGGCCUUUGAGGGUGUUCUUGUGGAUGCGUUUUCACAUGUAUCCAGGGAAUCUGAGCAGAGUUGUAAGAAGCAAAUGGAACGAGUACUGAAUAUCUGGCAUGAAAGAAGUGUCUACGAUGGUGAUUUUAUUCAACAGCUUAAGCUAACUGUGGACGAGUCAAACAGUCCAUCUCUAGAAGAUAAUGCCGGUUCUAAAGUCUUGUUCGAUCAACAAUCAUCUUGCCCGUCAUCCAGGGAAAAGCACGGUCAGUCUAAGAAAGGUCGAAAUUCUGAAGUUAUGAAAGGUCACGAAUCGGCAGCAUCUGACUCUUCAUCCAGCACCUCGUCUGAGACUCGAUUUAUAGGUGAAGAAAACCGAGGAGCAAAACGUAGCUAUCCUGUUGAAGAAGAUGAAGAUGACGAUUAUAGGGUCAACUACUCCCCGAUAGAUACUGGCACAGGUCCCCUGUUAACAGAAAACCUGAUUAAAGCUCUCCAAGACCUUGAAAAUGCAGCAUCUGGUGAUGCAACGGUCCGUCAGAAAAUUGCUUCAUUACCUCAGGAAGUACAAGAUGUUUCGCUCUUGGAGAACAUUGCAGAUAAAGCAGCUGCAGAAAGGCUAUCUAAAAUCGUCGAUGAGGCAUGUUUGCUGUUAGCGGAAUACAAUGGGCGGCUGGCAGCGGAGCUGGACGACCGGAGACAAUUAGCGAGAAUGCUGACUGAAUACAUAAGUAGUCAAAAGGAGAUUCUAGGAGAGAAAGAGAAAAAACUAACGGAAUAUAAACAAAAACUUGCUCAAGUAACACAGGUUCGUAAAGAGCUGAAAUCCCAUAUCCAGAAUCUGCCAGACCUUUCGUUGCUUCCAAACGUAACGGGCGGUUUAGCGCCAUUGCCCUCCGCUGGUGACCUUUUCUCAAGUGACUGAUAGCACAUCUGUUCUCAGGAUUCGAACCGCAAUACCUCCACCAGUGUGUGUGUGUGUGUGUGAAGACGUUGGUGACAAGCACCCAGGUUCAGAGCAAAAUCAGCGAGACUAAACUUUUAACACAUCUGUGUGUGAAUUGCAUUGAAGCAGCAGUAAUCCUCUUAUGCGGUCUUACACAGUUUGAAGCAUAUGGAGUAAAGUACUGUUCAAAGCCACUGCUCUGUAGGAUCCUAGAGCAGGAGUGAUCAGGGUGUCAAGUGACAUUAGUUUUGAGGGUCUCAAUCUAAUUGAGCAAUAAGCGUGUAUGAGUCCACAGUACAGAACAUCCCUCAGUUCACCAGGGUUGGGUGCAUGUAUAGAAAUAAAAAUAUACUAGCACUGCAGAGUUGGGUGAGAAAUCUCUCUUGCCGCUAAGUGUAGUAACUUUGAUCAUCUCCACAUGUAACUGGAAUUUCCCAAUGUAUAGAGUGCAUCUUCAAGUUGCUACAAACGGCGGGAGGAAUUUCACCCUAGUACUGUAUCUGAAGUUAGAACAUUGUUAAAGUGCCAGCACUGGUGAUCUGGAAUCCUACCUGCUUUUUGGGUAUGAAAUACGAAAUGGCUAUUUCUCCAAAUUGGUCACCUUUUUCCUUUUUUUAAAGUAAUUAUUUUAACUUGUUUCCCUCAUUAAGGAGGGGAAAUCAAGCUUUCAAAUAGCCAAUAGUGAUUUCAGUUGGAAUAAUUUCACUGUGUAUUUAGUGUUGGUGGCAAUAGACCAGUGGAAACAAGAGGCUUUGCCAUACAGAUACUUGCACCAAUCUGUAGUUGGUGACCUCUCGUACAGCAGAGGGCUUGCGUCGCCAGCGGUGGGAAAACGCCUCUAGACUCUCAUUUAACGUUGGAAGCUUUUGAUCAAUUAAAAAACCAUGUUCUGAUUGAAACUGUUUUAUAGUGCUUUCUGAUUCAUAGUGCAGCAUUAAACUAUAUAUUGCCACCUUCA